Podarcis raffonei (Aeolian wall lizard) is the source of this 2085-nucleotide messenger RNA. Its product is annotated as kyphoscoliosis peptidase-like. The record is from RefSeq and is a predicted model, not a curated record. NCBI's taxonomy places the organism in Eukaryota, Metazoa, Chordata, Lepidosauria, Squamata, Lacertidae. The coding region runs from base 192 to 1928 and encodes 578 amino acids. The transcript has 8 exons.
GCAAGUAGUCACCUGUGCUUUUUAGACCUGCUCAGAAAUGCUUCACAGCCAUGAGCUUGACCAAGAAACUUGCUAGCUGCCUCCCUUUCUUUGGAAUGUCACCUUAGAGAUAUAAAACCACAGGCAUGGAAAGGACCCGAAUAUGACAUCCAGGCUACCCCCACCCCCUGGUCCUAUGACUUUGUGUUCCUAUGGAUUCUUCAGUAACUCGUUCUCUGUGUGUGUACGUUCCUGGCGCUGCAGGACUCCAGAUAUUUCCCCACCGGAUGAGGCAGGACAAUGAAGGUUAUCAGGAUGACGGAGAACAAGGAUCAACGCUGCCUCAGAGACAAGAUCUGUAUGAUUACCCAUGGGAUAAAUCCAGCCUGAAGUCAAUACCAAUGGACUUGACGCAGUUUAAGGAACUGGAUGACCAUGCAUCAACGGUGAAUGUCAAGAACAACGUGAAAAAACUGGUGAAUGUGUUGCUCCAAAAAGCCCACAGUGACCUGGAGAAAGUCCGAGCCAUUUGGAUGUGGACGUGCCAUCAUAUAGAAUACGAUGUGGAAGGAUACCAUAACAAGGUGCCUUCUGAGGCAACUGAUGCCCUUCAGUCGGGAAAAAGCGCUUGUGGGGGCUAUGCUGGCCUUUUUGAAGAAAUGUGCAGUCUUGCAGGGAUACAAUGCAAGCAGUUGUCUGGCUUUGCCAAAGGGUUCCAAUACAAACCAGGAAAAGUAUUUGAGGGGAAGACUAAUCAUGUCUGGAAUGCUGUUUUUCUUGAAGGAAGGUGGCAUCUUUUAGACAACACGUGGGGCAGCGGCUGUGUGGAUGACUCUUGUAGCAAGUUCACUUUCAGGUACAAUGAGUUUUACUUCCUUACCCAUCCUGCUCUGUUUAUUAACGAUCACUUCCCAGAAGACCACAGCUGGCAGCUUCUGAAACGGACAUUAUCAAUGCAGCAGUUUGAACGUAAUGUGUGGUAUAAGCCUGCCUUUUAUUCAGUAGGACUGACAGGCACAUCCACGGCAACGUCAGUCAUCGAAACAGAAAACGGCAAGGCAACUGUUUCCAUUGAGAGUCAUUCUCCAACCCUCUUCCUUUGCAAGCUCAACGGGGCAAACGAACACUGCUUCAUGACCCUGCAGAGGAACGGGAUGACCCUGGAAGUGUAUCCUCAGGAGGUGGGGACUCAUAGCUUGGACAUCUUCGCCAAACCUUCCAGGAGCAAGGAGGAGAACUACAGCCACGUGGUGGAAUACUCCCUGGUGUGCCCAUCUGUGGACAAAAACUUUUGCUUGCCCAAACCGCUCAUCCAGCCUGUGGGGCCCAGCUGGCAAUCGGAGGAGAAGGGGAUCCUGGGAGCCUCGCCCGCCAGUCCGAUUGUCCACACUGAUGACGGACGCUGCGUUGUCACCUUCACUCGAAGCAGAGACCUGGAUUUCUUUGCCACCCUGGACUCUGAGGCCAGCAGCACGUCGGAGGACUUGCGGAGGCGUCACAUCUGGACCACUCGCCAAGAUGCCCAUGUUGAGUUGAAGAUACAGCUCCCUCACGCAGGGACCUUUGCUCUUCACAUCUGGGCAAAGAAAGCAUCCGAUCCGGGAAACAGUCACUGCGCCCUCAGCUACCUCCUCUCCUGCCCAAACAAGAGUGUGUUGUGGCCGGUUUUCCCACAGAGUUAUACCAACUGGGAGGAUGCUUUUGAGCUGGUGGCACCAGUUGCCGGGGUCUUGCCGGCCAACCGCGAUGUGACAUUUAAGCUCAAGCUUCCUGGCGUAGAUGAGGUGUCUGUCGAAUGUGGAAAUUCUCGCCAACUGACUCUUAGCGAAGACGGUUUCUGGGAGGGAACCUGCAACACCUUGUGUGGCCCCAGGGUGACAGUGAUGAUAUCAAAAAAUGGCAGCCACUUUUUCUGGGCCCUGCUGGACUACAAAGUGGAAAGUCACUAGCUAGGAGGAGCAAAUUAAACUAUGUAAAAAGAUCUACACUUACCGGAAGAGAGGGAAACAGUAAUCCAUCAUUAACCACAGCUUGUGUGUUAACCAGGUAUAACUGGGAGAAAUAUUAGCAGUCGGAUACUGAAGUAUCUGAUAUUACGGGACUAUG